CGCGAGUCGAGUGGAGGGGAAGAAGUUCCUGGAUCUCACCGACGUCCUGGUCUACACCUUCACCGAGAGAGGAGCAGUGUCCGUGGCUGCGGAGAUUCUUCGAGAGAUCGACUGCAACCAAGAAGCAGAAAGACUCGGUUCUGGUCCAAUCCAGUUGUGGCAGUUUUUACUGGAACUACUUCUGGACUCGGCCUGUCGUACCUUCAUCUCCUGGACGGGAGACGGCUGGGAGUUCAAGAUGUUGUUCAAGACAAACAAACACAGAUUAAAUCAUAACGUCUUUGUGGAGAUCCUUCAGCGUCUCCGUUUCGUGACGACCAAAACCAACGAGGGCCACUCCCUUUUUGCCUGGCUGGAGGGAUCUCUCUUGGGCUCUAUCAACCCCACGAUGAAAUCUGACUUCUCCCAAAACCUCAGGCACGUGAAGGCAGCACACUUCAUUCACUUUCACUUUCGGAGGCAUCGGGUCAGAAGCUGUGUCGGUGAACCGUGUCGGUGAACCAUGGCGCCUAAAAGCGCGAAGAAGCUUUUAGCGGACACGCUGGAGGAUCUGUCCGAGCAGAACCUGGUGAAGUUCCGCCACCAGCUCUUGGACCGCCGGGAGGAGCCUCGGGUCAGACGCAGCCGAGUGGAGGGGAAGAACUUCCUGGAUCUCACCGACGUCCUGGUCUCCACCUUCACCGAGAGAGCAGCAGUGUCCGUGGCUGCGGAGAUUCUCCGAGAGAUCGACUGCAACCAAGAAGCAGAAAGACUCGUUGAGGAGUUCGCUAAACUAUCCUCAAACUCUGGAUCCAGUGACGAAAAGCACUUUGUGGACAAACAUAAACUUCAGCUGAUCAGCAGAGUGAGCUGCAUUGAACCAAUUCUGGAUGAGCUAUUGGAGAAAGAUGUCAUCCAGCAAGAAGCUUAUGCUAAAAUCCGGGCUCUGUUGACUUCUCAGGAGAAGAUGAGGGAGCUCUUCUCUACAUCCCUGAGAGCCAGUGAAACCUGCAGAGACAUCUUCUACGAAAUCCUGAAGAAAAAUGAACCGUAUCUCGUAGAGGACCUGCAGGGAAAAUAGAAAAUGUGAUGGUGAAAUCCAUUUCUUGACCAAACAUGACUUGUGUCUUGUCCUUUGACUUUUUUUUAAAUUCGUAAUCAUUGAUGACGUAUUAAUGUUAAUGCAUUGUUUUUCUACUUGGAUUUUUUAAGGUUUAUCAGAACUGCUUUUGAUUUUAGUCUUAAUUUUUGAACAAUCAUAUGUUAUGAGGCUCCCUGUCAGGUUUAACACAACAUGUAGAAUCAUGAAAAAUGAAUUGUGAGAACAAACACACUUUUAUUACGAUUAAAAACAGUUUCAAACUC
Molecule: messenger RNA, 1344 nt
Organism: Hippoglossus stenolepis (Pacific halibut)
Lineage: Eukaryota; Metazoa; Chordata; Actinopteri; Pleuronectiformes; Pleuronectidae
Gene: pycard
Product: PYD and CARD domain containing
Exons: 6
Coding region: 503-1060 (185 amino acids)
Biological process (GO): innate immune response; inflammatory response; regulation of apoptotic process
Source: RefSeq, a predicted model, not a curated record